AUGGCGGCAUCACUCAAGGGCAGUUCGAUGUCAUGGUUCCGUGACCAGAUCAAUGUCGCCAACUCCUUCCACCUAUGGAAAGCAUUCAAUUUCUUUGAAGUUUCUGAGGUUCAUAUCCCGGAGGGGCCAUCUAUCUUCACAGCUGAUGUUAGCUGCGUAUGCACAGGAUCCGAUAACCUCUUCCUCGGUACUACAGAUGGGUUCAUCCAUAUUCUCUCGCAGACCUUCAAGGUCAUCCGUUCCUUCAAGGCUUACGAUACGGGUUCAAUCACGCACAUGAAACAAAUCGCCUCAACCUCAUAUCUAGUAACACUCAGUGAGGAUUUAUCGAACGAUCCCGUUCUAAAAGUAUGGGCUUUAAACGAAGCGGACAAGAAGACCGGCGAUCCACGAUGUUGUUCAACCAAGUCGGUGCAUAAUAAGAAGAGGCAAUUUCCUGUUUCGGCGUUUGUCGUGUUGGACGAUUUAUGGCAGGUUGCUGUAGGGUUUGCGAAUGGCUCUGUGACCCUUUUACGCGGAGAUUUGAUUCACGACCGAGGUGCGGAACAGCGAACGGUCUUUGAAUCAGAGGAGCCAAUAACUGGGUUGGAGGCGAAGCGGGGAGCUACGACAACGCUAUUUAUCGCUACUACUGGGCGGAUACUGGCGUUAAUAAUUAGUGGGAAAGGCGACGGCCAACCUGCUCGAACGUUGGAAGACCUUGGAUGCGGUGUGGGAUGUAUGUCCUUUGAUAGGGAUACGGGUGACAUUCUGGUUGGGAGGGAAGAUGCCAUAUACACCUACCGGACAAAUGGUCGUGGCCCGAGCUUUGCAUUCGAUAGUCCGAAAACGUCAAUUGACAUCUUCAAGGACUAUGUUGCUUUGGUUUGCCCGCCGCGCGUGCCGCUAGCCAAAUCGGAUGCUCUACGAAAAUUCGGGGGUAGUCAGGUGGAUGAGCUAUUCAAUACAUCAACUUUUACGCUCCUUGAACCGGACCUGAAAUUUGUCGCCCAUUCUGAAUCGAUAUCCUCCAAGGUCAAGAAUAUAUUCCAGGAAUGGGGAAAUUUGUUUCUUGUUACUGUGGACGGCAAGGUGUAUCGAUAUCGUGAGAAAACCCUACAACAAAAACUGGAAAUUCUAUACCAAAGGAAUCUCUAUAUUUUGGCGAUCAACCUGGCCCAAAAGGCUGGCGUCGAUACGUUACAACAGAAUAUCAUUUUCCGCAAAUAUGGUGAUUAUUUGUAUCAGAAAGGCGACUAUGAUACCGCGAUGCAGCAAUAUCUCCGUGCGAUAGAUAAUACAGAGCCAUCCCAAGUCAUCCGCAAGUUCCUUGACACGCAACGUAUCCAUAACCUUAUCGAAUACCUCGAAGAGCUCCAUGACCAUGAAACGGCCACGGCAGAUCAUACUACUCUUCUUUUGAAUUGCUACGCGAAAUUAAAAGACACCACUAAACUCGAUUCGUUCAUAAGGGCUCCUGGUGAAUUAAAAUUCGAUUUGGACACGGCCAUUGCGAUGUGCAGACAGGGCGGCUAUUUCGAGCAAGCGACCUAUCUAGCGACGAAACACGGAGAGAAUGAUAUGGUUGUUGACAUUCUGAUCGAAGACUCGAAAAACUACUCUGAAGCGUUACAGUUUAUUUGGAGUCUUGAACCUAGCCUGGCUUAUCCCAACCUCAUGAAAUAUGCGCGAGUUUUGCUCGAACAUUGCCCGCAACCGACUACGAAAAUCUUCAUCGACUAUUAUAUGGGGAAGUAUCAACCUAGGAGAAAGAAAGAGGCAGAAGUAAUUAAGGAUGAAAGGUCUCAGACUUCAGGGGGUCUUCAGAACCUAGCUUCACUUAUACCUUUGCCGUAUCUUAACGCAUCCAGAUCUGGAAAUGCAAAGUCUUCGAUUAGUGAGCCGCAAGUCGCAAACGAGGUAGAAGAGCCGCUUGUAUAUGACAUCCCAAAGCCGAGAACAGCCUUCUCUUCGUUUGUUGAUCACCCACAGGAGUUUAUAAUUUUCCUAGAGGCCUUGAUCGAAAAACCUGAAUUAAAGGAGGAUGACAGGACUGACCUAUAUACCACAUUAUUUGAAAUGUAUCUGGACACCGCAAGCCGCAAGAAAGAUCCUUCUGAGAAGCAAGAGUGGGAAUCGAAAGCCAAACAGCUAAUUAAAGGAAAGGAUAUUCCUGUUUCUACUUCGAAUGUUCUUUUGCUGUCGGACCUGUCCGGAUUUCAAGAAGGGACAACCCUUGUUCGAGAACAACAAGCUUUGCGAUCAGAUAUAUUGCGGUCAUACAUCUCAGCUAAGGAUACUCCCGGUGUAAUCAAGGCACUGAGGAAAUAUGGACCUGAGGAGCCUCAACUAUAUAUAGACGCACUUGCGUAUUUCGCAUCAAGCCCUAAAACCUUAGAAGAAGCUGGGGACGAGCUGAACACUGUUUUGAAACGGAUUGACCGAGAUGGAUUAAUGUCGCCGCUCCAGGUUAUUCAGACCCUUAGCAACAGUGCAGUGGUCACGAUGGGCAUGAUUAAGAAGUAUCUCAGCGACAACAUAGAACGGGAUAGGAAGGAAAUCUCAAACAACCGCCGCCUCAUCGCCAGUUACACCACCGAAACGGAGGCCAAACGCCAGGAAAUCUCCGAACUAGGUGCCAAGCCCACCGUCUUUCAAGCCCGUCGCUGCUCCUCCUGCGGCGGCAACUUGGACCUUCCAACCGUACAUUUUCUCUGUAAACACUCAUUUCAUCAACGCUGUCUGAACACCGUCGACGCGGAUUUAGAGUGCCCGCUUUGUGGACCGCAGAAUGCAACGAUUAGAGCUAUUCGAGAACGCCAGGUCAAGGCAGCGGAUCAACACGAGCUUUUCCAAGCAGAACUACAGCGGAGCGGGGACCGAUUUGGGCUUAUCAGUGAGUUUUUUGGGAGAGGAGUAAUGAAGCCUGGGAAUCUCGAAUAA
Molecule: messenger RNA, 2922 nt
Organism: Uncinocarpus reesii 1704
Lineage: Eukaryota; Fungi; Ascomycota; Eurotiomycetes; Onygenales; Onygenaceae
Exons: 8
Coding region: 1-2922 (973 amino acids)
Biological process (GO): vesicle-mediated transport; endosome organization; intracellular protein transport
Cellular component (GO): endosome; HOPS complex
Molecular function (GO): protein binding; protein-macromolecule adaptor activity
Source: RefSeq, a predicted model, not a curated record